Messenger RNA from Corylus avellana, 648 nucleotides. The record is from RefSeq and is a predicted model, not a curated record. Lineage: Eukaryota; Viridiplantae; Streptophyta; Magnoliopsida; Fagales; Betulaceae.
AUGAACCUUUUCAGAUUGUUAGGGGACAUGACCCACCUCCUCAGCAUUGUGGUCCUGCUCCUUAAGAUCCGCACCAUGAAAUCUUGUGCUGGAAUUUCGCUUAAGACUCAAGAACUGUAUGUCAUAGUCUUUCUUACUCGAUACCUAGACUUGUUCACGAAGUACUACUCUGUCUAUAACACGGCUAUGAAGCUAGUCUUUCUCGGAACUUCGAUUGGUAUUGUCUGGUAUAUGAGGUACCACAAAGUAGUGAAGCAAACAUACAGCAAGGGUGAAGAUACCUUUAGGCAUUACUUUCUUAUACUGCUAUCUGUUCUACUGGCUCUUUUGAUCCACCGUUCUUUUGAUGUAAUUGAGGUUCUGUGGACAUUUUCACUAUACCUUGAAGCAGUAGCAAUCUUACCGCAAUUGGUAUUACUACAAAAGUCAAGGAACAUUGACACCUUAACUGGAGACUAUGUAUUUCUUCUUGGCGCUUAUCGAGCUCUGUAUAUCCUCAAUUGGGUUUACCGUUUCUUCAUGGAGAAUCACAAAUAUCGCUGGAUACCUUGGAUAUCGGGCUUGGUUCAGACGGCUCUUUAUGCUGACUUUUUCUACUACUAUAUCAAGAGCUGGAAGAACCGUGAGAAGCUUAAGCUUCCUGCUUGA